Molecule: messenger RNA, 1245 nt
Organism: Melanotaenia boesemani (Boeseman's rainbowfish)
Lineage: Eukaryota; Metazoa; Chordata; Actinopteri; Atheriniformes; Melanotaeniidae
Gene: lin28aa
Product: lin-28 homolog Aa
Exons: 4
Coding region: 165-767 (200 amino acids)
Molecular function (GO): nucleic acid binding; zinc ion binding
Source: RefSeq, a predicted model, not a curated record
UUUGUUUACCUCCCCUCUCCAGCUUUCCCUCUCGCUGCGCAGCUUCUGCUUUUCACAGCAUUUUGCAUGAAAGUGGCAAUCUGUGAGGAUUACCCAGUUUGAGGGCUAAAAAAAAGGAUACUGUUGCUUGGGUGCUGAUUUUGACUCAAGGCAGAACUGAAAAUAUGGGUUCCGUUUCCAACCAGGAGUUUCCAGGAGUGUGUAAGACCGAGGAGGAUGAAGGACCGAGUACAGAGGAGGAUUCGCAGUCUUUCCACGGGCUCGGUGUGUGCAAGUGGUUCAAUGUCCGCAUGGGCUUCGGGUUCCUGUCCAUGACUAACCGGGAGGGAGUGCCGCUGGACGAACCGGUUGAUGUGUUUGUCCAUCAGAGCAAAUUGCACAUGGAAGGCUUCCGUAGCCUGAAGGAGGGUGAAGCGGUUGAGUUUACCUUCAAGAAAUCCUCAAAAGGGCUGGAGUCACAGCGAGUUACUGGACCAGGUGGCAUUCACUGUGUGGGCAGUGAGCGAAGACCCAAAGGCAAGAAGGUCCAAAAGCGACGUUCAAAGGGAGACAGGUGUUAUAACUGUGGAGGCCUGGACCAUCAUGCUAAAGAGUGCAAGUUGCCACCCCAGCCCAAGAAGUGCCAUUUCUGCCAGAGCAUCGACCACAUGGUCGCUAGCUGUCCAAUCAAAGCACAACAGUCCUCACCAGGUUCUCAGGGAAAACCGUCCCCCUUAAAAGGAGAUGAAGGGGAGCAGUCGACGCCCCCUCCUGAGACAUCUGAUUAAACUAGAGAUUGAGCCACUCCGAAGCACAGAAGCCAAUCAAACUGCUUUGACGGCGAGUAGGGAGACAUGACCUCUCCCAGUUGUUAAAGCUGCUUUUGGAAUUGCCUCAGGUUAAAAUACUCAAGAAUGUGUCAUUGUUUCACUUGGCGUAACACUCAGGAAUACUGCUGUAUUAUUGCACUCAGGAAGCUUGCUAAAUGUAUUAAUCACUGCUGUGAGAGGGGGUUGAGACUGUAGAGAGUAAUGCCACAACAACAGAUUGUCAUGGUAAGAUUUUACAGAUUUUUUUUCAGGUGGCACUGUACCUCCCCUCUGAACUUUAUACAUUCUACAUUUUUUGUCUGAUCUUUAGUGUGUUAGUAUAGAGCUGCACUUUUGCUGCCUUACCAUUUGGUCUCCUUCCUGACUGUUACACUGCACCACCAACAAUGCAGAGAUGUAACAGUAUCUCUGAAACGAAUGUUAGCAUACAAAUCAC